This is a messenger RNA of Pyrus x bretschneideri (Chinese white pear), 1207 nucleotides long. RefSeq names its product 31 kDa ribonucleoprotein, chloroplastic. Lineage: Eukaryota; Viridiplantae; Streptophyta; Magnoliopsida; Rosales; Rosaceae. Gene Ontology annotation, molecular function: mRNA binding. The record is from RefSeq and is a predicted model, not a curated record. The coding region runs from base 67 to 912 and encodes 281 amino acids. Gene Ontology annotation, cellular component: cytosol. The transcript is spliced from 3 exons.
GAGCCGGAAAAAAUAAAUAAAUAAAUAAAAAAAUUCCAAGUUGUGGAGCUGCUGAUCAGCUUGGCUAUGGCGGCCACUUGCUUAAACCUAACACCCACUCUAUCUUCCUCUUGGAUUACACCAAAACGCACCGUUUCAAAUUGGGUCUCGUCGCCUUUAUUGCAGCAGAAGAUUAAGUACCCCAAUUUGAAAGCUGGGGUUUUCACGGCGUUGGCUGUGGUGGAAGAGCGGGAGGGAGGCCUAGUCACUGACGACGGAGGAGUGGCGGAGUACGAGUACGACAGUCGAAACGACGACCAUUCGGAUGGGGGAUUGGACGACAAGCAAGAGCAGUCAAGACCCUGUGAGCUGUAUGUGUGCAAUAUUCCGAGAAGCAUUGAUGUUCCGGACCUGAUGGAAAUGUUCAACCCUCACGGAACUGUUUUCUCCGCCGAGAUUUGCCGGAGCCCGGAUACUGGGCUCAGCCGCGGAUGCGGCUACGUCACCAUGGGAUCCAUGGACGCUGCGAAAACCGCCAUUGCUGCAUUGGAUCGAUCUGAUGUUGGAGGGAGGGAAAUGCGGGUGAGAUUUUCGGUUCAUAUGAAUCCGAAGAGGAAGAACACCGAGGCAUUGAAUUCAUCACCGGUGAAAAACAUGGUGUAUGAGAGCCCUCACAAACUCUACGUCGGCAACCUUGCGCGGGCUGUCCAGCCUCAUGUUUUGAGAAGCCAUUUUAGCCAGUUUGGGACCGUAGCUAGCGCAAAAGUGUUGCACGACCGCAAGGCAGGGAAGAAUCGCGCUUAUGGGUUCCUCUCUUUCUCUUCGGCUGCAGAACGCGAUGCAGCAAUGUCGUUAAAUGGAACGGAGUUCUGCGGUCGGAGAAUAGUGGUUAGAGGACUUCCAGAAACGACUUACACUGCAGCGAAGACUUGAUCAGUCACUCACAUAUAUGCUUUGGUAAUGGCUGCUAAGCAUCAUUCUUGGCAAAUCUGAUACGCAGCGCAAGCGGUCAUCCAUCCGAAUGCCUGCCGGAUUAUAAAACUUUUACAUUUGCAUCGCAACUAGUCUUCGUAGUUUUGUGCAAUACAAACAUUGGCGGACAGCGGUGAGUUGUUUCAUAGAUUUGUGUAUCGUGUAUUUAGAGAGCAAGAGAAAGUGAAGAGACUAGUUGAUGAUACAGUAAGAAUACUUGUUAACUUUUGCAUAUACAUGCAGAGAAAUUAUGUUA